Molecule: messenger RNA, 942 nt
Organism: Oryza brachyantha (malo sina)
Lineage: Eukaryota; Viridiplantae; Streptophyta; Magnoliopsida; Poales; Poaceae
Exons: 1
Coding region: 1-942 (313 amino acids)
Source: RefSeq, a predicted model, not a curated record
AUGACGACGCCGUGCCCUAGCUCCAGGACAAAGCGCGCCACCGCGCCGCUCGACGCCGCAGCGAGGGCCCGCCUCGCCGUCGUCGUCGUCCCGGGCAGCGCGGAAAGCAGCGGCAGCGAGCACGAGGGGGACGGAGCGGCGGCGGCUCUGUCCAGCCUCGUCAACGAGUACCUCCUAGAGGCGGACGACGCCACUGUCCCUUCAGCCGCCGUGCUCGCUGCGGGAGGUAGCUCCGAAGUCGAGGAUGACGAGGACGACCUCGACGAUGACUCCGCCGCUGCGGCGGAGGAGGUCGGGGAGAUCAGAAGAGUGCUUGAGGCGGCCGGUACCGGUGACGACCGACGCCGCCGCAUCUUCGCCGACGUGGCGGACGCCAUGCGAGAACUGGAGAAUGUCCGCGGUGAACGGUCAGCGUUCCGGCGCGCGGUGAUGUCCCUCCUCCGGGAGCGCGGCCACGACGCCGGACUCUGCAAGGCGCGGUGGGACAAGACGACCAGCAUGGUCGCCGGGAGCUACGAGUACAUCGACGUCGUCGUCACCGCCGCAGGCGCAGGAGCAGAGGCGGCGACGAGAUACAUCGUCGACGUCGGCUUCGCCGAGGAGUUCGACGUGGCGCGGCCGACGGAAGGCUACGUGGCCGUGCGCUCGGCGCUGCCGGAGGUGCUCGUCGCGAGGCCCGACGACGUGCGUCAGAUCGUCAGGGCGGCGUCGUCUUCCCUGCGGCGAUCGCUGAAGCACCGCCGCCUCAGCGUGCCACCGUGGAGGAAGCGGAAGUUCAUGCUGGCCAAAUGGCUAGGGCCGUACAGGCGGACGGUGAACGCCGUGCCGACCUCGGCCGGAACGGCGAUGCCCCAUGGUGGCGGCCCGUCGGCCGUCUGCCGGACAGUCCAUGGGUUCGAAGCGCCACCUCGGGCGAAGGCGCGGUCGGAGCUCUGGGGUUGA